CCUGUCUUGCAUCAGUGUCCUGCCAACCGCCACUGAAACGAGAGCGGGUUGCCUCCUCCUCUGUCUCCCUGUCUGUCUGUCUGUCUGUCCGUCUGUCUCCUCUCCCCUCUCCAUCCCUCGCUUACCCCUCACGUCAGCCACGCUCCCUGUACCUUCUCCCCCUCACACUCUCCCACUGCAAGAUAAAGUGCUGAGAUCGUGAAGGAGAGAGAGAGAGAGAGGAAAAAAAAGAGAGAAGAAAGAAGAGAGAAGAGAGGUUUGAGGUGUGCGUGGUGUGAUGUGAAGUAAUUUUUUGAAGUUUCUGAAGUGUCAAGUGUCAGUUUUGUUUGCGGGUUGGCUUAACGUGGUUCAGUGUUCAAAGAUUCGAACAUGUGAUGGUGUUUCUUGUGCAUUGCUUCGUUGCUGGAGUGAGUGACUGUGAAGGAAUGAGAAGGAAGGAAAUAAGGAAGGAGAAACCAAGGAGGAAGUUUAGAAGAAGAUAAACAGUGGAGGAGAGGAAACUGUAACAAGGGAGAUAAAAAGAAGACAGACAAAGAAGAAGUGAAUUGAAGGAAAACGGGAAGAAGGUAUAGAAGAUAAACAGUGGAUGAAGAAAAACUCUAGCAGAGGAGAGAAAGAAAAGAAGAGAGAGAGAGGGAAGGAAAAGCAAGAAUAAAAGGAAGAAGAAAACGUAUAGGUGUGAACAGAUAAACAUAGAAUAAGGAAGAAAAUUAACAAGUUCUUGCAAGUGGUGGGAAAAAAAGACGAGGAAAGAGAAAGAAAGAGAAAAAGGAGGAGGUGCCUACACACAAACACACACACACACACACACACACACACACACACACACACACACACACACACACACACACACACACACACACACACACACACACACAGGGGAUGAAAUCAUACAAAUAAACACACAAACCCCAGCUUCCUGUCCAGUGCUGCGUGGUGUGACAGCUAACGCAUCACUCACCACCACCACCACCACCGCCACCACAACCACCAUCAUCAUCACCGGGGUAGGAUUAACAUGUGGGAAGGACCGGAAAGGAUGGAAAGGAUGCCUCGGUGUCGCAUCUCAGGGCGUGGUGUGGGUGUUCGUGUGAUAUCCUGCCACCCACCUCUCCUUCACCUCCCCCUCCUGCUCCUCCUGCUCAUGCUUCUCCACGCUACUGUAGGCAAGGGUGACCACGACUACGAUGUCCCCCCAGGCCUCCCCAUGUUGCCGGUGUGUGGGGAGGGAGGUGGGGAGGAGCAGUGUCUUGUCCAAGCUGAGGAUCCUUUGAGCUGGCAGGAGGCGCACCUCUUCUGCAGGAGUCUUGACGGGUUCCUCGCCUCCCGGGACCAGUACACCAGGCUGUCGCAGGCGCCUUAUCUGUCCAACACCACGACCCUCACCUGGACGGCACUCACGCCCCUCCACGGUCAUUACCAGUGGCUCUCCAGGUGUCCAGCCUCCACGGACUUCACGGAGUGGCGCGAUGGGCGUGUACCGAGGGCGUGGGACAGGGAGUGUGCAGCGCUGGACCUCGACACAAUGCAGUUUCAGCUCAUCAACUGCUCCUCUCAACUUCCCGUUUUCUGUUUCCUGGAGCCUGGCAGUCCCGCAGGUGUAGGCGAGGGUGCGGCAGAGGACGUUUACCUGGUGGUGGAGGGGGACCCGGCACCGGGACCUGAGGGGAAUCUGACCCUGCGGCGCGAGGAUUUCGGCAGCUUGAGUCUGACCUGCACAGCCUACAGCAGGACCUCCGGCAGGCCACUUAGCCCACAGCCCCGCGUCUUCUGGAGGAAGGACCUGGUGUACAGCGGGCACUGCACAGGCUCGCUCAUUCCCGCCACGCUGUACGACCGCACGAAGUCUCUCGCCACGUUUGACGCGGCGCACCGGGACGCCUUCACCACACAGCAGGGCACGUACUGGUGCGAGGCGUGGGGCCCCCGCGGCAGCUCCAGACGCCUGGUGAGCAACAAAGUGCUACUCAUGCGGCAGGGUGUCGUGGUGUUCAUCGUGGAGGUGCGGCGCAAGGAACGCCUCUCUGAUAACAUGACGGAGAUCGAAGCAGAGGAACAUCUUCGUAACGCCUUCUUCGGUGAGGUAGAUGGAAUCCUCAGCCUGCCGCUGGACCUGGUGGCUGCCAGCAAGGAGCGCCUUCCUGGCCCGUCCCCCGACGUACUCGCCUCGUACACUUUCCACCUCCACCUCCCGGAAAGCAACAUCAACACUGCCUGGCAGUCCCUGGAGUCGGUGCUGGAACUCUUCUCCGGGAAACUGACCAAGACGUUGCAUGACUACAAAUACGAGAACACUUCCCGGGUUACUUUCCCUCACCUGUGCUUCAGUCAAACCUCGCCCGCCGAGGAGGGAAGGCCUCAGCUGAAAUGGUCGACCACCUUCAUUGGUCCUGUCCACCCCACUAAUGUGCGGUGUGAGGCGCCCCGCGACAGGCUGGCAGUGGUGGGCCGCUGCCUCUGGAACUACACUCACGGGGCACAACUGCAAAUCAUACCUCAGCCCUGCCGGUGGCGAGACCUCUGCCCACAAGGGUACUCUGCCGUAGAGAGCCGUUACUGUGUAGCCGUGAUCCCUCCCGCGCCCUGGCAGGAAGGCUUCGAGGCGGUGCACACGACCAGCCAGGAAAUGAGUUUGCUUCACGAUGCUGUGGUGAAGAAGAAGAAAAUGUGGCGGCGGGUGAAACGAUUGGUGGAGGCCGUCGCCAACACUGACAUCAUAUGGCUCCCUGACAAGCGGUUACGUGCUGGCGCCUCGUUGCAGCAUCUGGGCCCGCUGCUCAGGUCUGGGUACAACCUUACAGAACACGAAAUCAUUUGGGAGAAGGAUCACCCGCUGCCUGACUUCGAGUGUUUGGCACUGAACUUGACAGGCCGCACCCUGCACACCCAUCCAUGCAGUGCCAGUCUGCCCUUCUCCGCCAUCAUAGAAGUACCUAGCAUGCGUAAGCCAGUCCUUUUAAAGAAGCCUCGUCUUUCGAAGGACAGUGUCCUGUGCCAGGGAUGGCAGAGUCCGACACUCAGAGUCUCCGAUGAGGUGUGCUUCAAGCUCUUCAGGAAUGUCGGAAACUUGACGUGGGAAGACGCAAAGAAUUUCUGUGAGGAGCGAGACUCGGUGCUGCCAGCCCCCAACAUAGGCUUCCUUGACUUUGUGUUCCGACAAGAGCUGCAGCAGGAAGGCGUGGAGGGCGUGUGGAUGUCCAUUAACGUAACCCAUGAGCGACUGGUGUACAGUGGGCCAAAAGACAUCCUCAGCUGGAUGGUAGACACUAACUAUUCCCUGUCUUACGGAGAGCUGACGCCCCGAGGUUGGCUGCUUCAAGGCGGCGGGACCCGCGAGGAUGUCCUCUGUCAGCAUAUGUUGAAAACCACAGAACGCCUCAGGCUGACGGUCUUGCCCCCUGCCUCCCCUGCCUCCCGGGACAUGUGUGUUCAAGCCGACCCGUUCCAAAUGUUUGCGCUUACUAACGAGGAGAUCCCUGACUUGCGGUGCUUCGAGAACGGACGAAAGGCUCGCGUCACCAGCUACCGAGCGACCGGCCCGCCUGGGUGUGCCGGGAGAGUUGAGCGUGGGUCGCCGGGCUACUACCAGUGUGUGGGCUGGACCGUCGCUCCCGUCACGCUGACAGCCUCCAACACCAUCUUGCAAUCUCCCGCUGCUUUCACUUUUCUGGUCACGCUGCUGGAGCCCGAAACAAACUACGAUCCCUUGUUGCACGACGCCACCUUUUCGCCCAUCAACCACGUGCUGCCCGAGGCCUGUGGCUGCUGCGAGGCGCUGAACAUAACGCUGACGAAUAUUCAAGUUUCUGGAGUAGCUGAGCUCACUGCGCGUCGCCAACACUUUCUGGCGGCUCCCGAUGGUCGUCUGCUUCACGCUUUGCACGUGGAGUGUCGAGGCAUCGUUUCCACCCUGUCGGAAUUUGAGGUAUUGGAGUCCCUAACUCUGCAGCUUCCCGUGGGCCAGCAGAUCGGGAAGUGUGCAGUGCAGGCCGUCCGCAGCACGAAGGGCUGUUUAAGAGAUGUAACUGUGAAUGAGGGAGAGCAAGGAGUGGAGAAAUCUGGUGGAAAUCUCAUCUGGCCGUCCACCAUUGGAGCCCGGCAAGUGGUCCCUGAGGAGCCAUGUGUCACCUCUAAUGGCGAGCCGGUCACCCGGGAGUGUAUAGGGGACUUCUUGCUCGGGUACCAGUGGGGUCCUGCCGGGCACUGCACUGGCACUGCUUCUAAUCUGACGCGUAAGCUGUGGCAGGCCAGCAGGGAGCCACUCCACUCACUUGACUUGACCGAGGCAGCACUCGUGGCCAACACCUCAGCGCUGCAGCCCGUGGACAUAUUCCUUGUUGCCAGGACUCUAGAGGCAGCAGCCGAGGCUCCUCCCCCCAACCUGCACCUUUCUCAACUUGUGUCAGUGAUGGACAGCGUGCUCGCCGCCGACACUGCCGCCUUCCAGCCAGUGCAGCAGCGGCUUGGCUCCUCGGAUACCCUCUUGGAAGCCUUCGAGAAGCUCUUCCUGAAUAUUAACUCGACAGUAAAAGAUGAACGCCCGCAGCGCGUAUCAGGAAACUGCUUAGCUGUAGAGGGCCUCGCGCUGGCUCCAGAGUCCCCAGUGAUUGGUUACAAGUCCAUGGAGCAACCGGUGCGCGGACAGAGGGAAGAAACAUUGGUGGUCGGGGUCACCAAGGCCGAUCUGCAGGACGCGGCAGCCGCCAUCAUCUUGCCGACGAACAUCAGCUUGCAUGUAGCGGCGAGUGAAGAGUCUGAGGAACAGGAAGCCGACAACCAGACGCUGGCUCUUUUCUUUGCCGUGUACAGGAACGAUAAACUCUUUCAGGAGAGUGAAGCAGUGGAGACUUUGGAAGGAGGGAAGCGUCGCUACCAGGUGAACAGUGAGGUGAUACAGGCCACCUUUGGCACAGAAGUGCGCGGCCUGCGAGAACCAGUCAAAAUAUACUUCAAACCGCGGCUUCCUGGCAAUGACACCAAAUGUGUCUUCUGGGACCUUCAGGCCCGCGGCAACCGCGGUGGCUGGUCUGAGGAAGGCUGCUACUCCGGAGGGCGCGAGGGAGACCACCACGUGUGUCACUGCUACCACCUCACCUGCUUCGCGGAGCUCAUUAAUUACGACGAGUCGGCGGGAUUCUCGGGCCCUCACGCGGCCGUGCUGGACGCCAUUACAGUGGUGGGUUGUUGCCUUUCCCUGCUCGGCCUUCUGCUCGUUUUCUUCACCUUCCUUCUCUUUCAGAGGUGGCGGCGGCCCCUCAGCAACAAAAUUCUAGUGAACCUGUGCUUUGCGGAGUUUUGUAGCUUGACUGUGUUUCUAGCUGGCGUGGACCAGACAGUCAGCGUCCCGUUGUGCCGCGGCGUGGCUGUCGCCCUGCACUACUUCAUCCUGGCGUCCUUCGGGUGGAUGCUGGUGGAGGCAGUGCACCAGUACCUCAACUUUGUCAAGGUGGUGGGUACCUACAUUCCGAGAUUUAUGUGGAAGGCGUCCGUGUGUGCCUGGGGCGUGCCGCUGCUGCCUAUCCUGGCGCUGCUGGUUUACGACAGUUCCCUCUACGACCACGAUGGCUCCAGGGAGGACGGCACCAAGAUCUGCUGGAUGUCCAGUACUGGAUUUUGGAUUGCGAUGUUGCCUCCUCUGGCAGCCACCAUGGGCGUCAACCUGAUCAUGUACGGCCUCAUUCUGUACGGCGUGACCUGCGGCCGCCCCUCAGUGCCCUCCACACUGCCGGAACGCGCCUUGCUCAUGAACCAGCUGCGCAUGGCGGUGUGCGUGUUCUUCCUGCUGGGUCUGACGUGGGUGUUCGGGUUGCUGGCAGUCAGCAGUGCGCGCCUGGUGUUCUCCUACUUGUUCUGCACCUUCACCACUCUCAAAGGUUUCCUGCUUUUCGUAUUCCAUGUGUGCCGGGAGCGGGGAGCCCGCCGCUACUGGGAGGACUUCCUCUCUGUACUGAAGCAGGAGUCCUCUGUCUCGUCUCCAGGGGACUCUGCUCACGCUGCCCACUCCGCGGGACGCCAAGGGCACCUCCAAGCAUCCUUCAACCCUUGCGGCGGCAUUAUGGUGCUGCCCCCCCCGGUCGCUCGCCGUCCAACGACCUCCACGCGCACUAGUCUACUCUCAGCACGUUCUUCCUCCACGGCCGGCGGCUCACGGGCCAGCUUCUACCCCUGACCUCGCCGCCGCGCCCCGCCUGCGCAGCGACCUGAGCGCGUCUUGUACACCAAAUGUUGUUACUAGAGGCCAGUAUUUGUAUAUGUACAUAUGUGUGUGUGUGUGUGUGUGUGUGUGUGUGUGUGUUUAAGGUUACAUUUUAUAACAUUACAAUAAAGUUUAUGCUAGGCA
This is a messenger RNA of Portunus trituberculatus (swimming crab), 6340 nucleotides long. RefSeq lists its product as uncharacterized. Gene Ontology annotation, cellular component: membrane. The transcript is spliced from 5 exons. The record is from RefSeq and is a predicted model, not a curated record. Gene Ontology annotation, biological process: G protein-coupled receptor signaling pathway; cell surface receptor signaling pathway. Bases 1019 to 6169 code for a protein of 1716 amino acids. Gene Ontology annotation, molecular function: G protein-coupled receptor activity. NCBI's taxonomy places the organism in Eukaryota, Metazoa, Arthropoda, Malacostraca, Decapoda, Portunidae.